AUGGUAAUGGUAAAACCAUUUUUGCCUAUCAUAAUAAGAUAUAAAUCGACAAAUAUGAAGUCCAGCAAAUUGAAACAGAAUCUCCCAAGUAGUGCCUCUACAUUUGAUAGAAGUGGUGUAAACGACAUUGGUGUUCUCAGUACUGAUCAACAGUCAGCUAUGAAAUUAAUUCAAACAAGAAAAGCCAACGAAAUUUACCUUAGAGAACACCCUGAAAUCUCACAUAUGUUAAGUGCAUUCAUGCGAGAGGUUCUUGAAAUACAACCAGACGACAUUAGAGAAUACGCAGCAGAUUUUUUUACAGAUCCUAAUUUGAAGCGAAAGGUCGAAGCUAUACAAAAAGAGAAUAUUAUGGAGACAAGAAUAUGCCAUAUAGCAGAUAAUUUGGGACAAGAGACCAACUGCAUGAAAGAUCCUUUAAGUGAAUUAAUAAUUCGAUUAAUUUGA
Echinococcus granulosus is the source of this 447-nucleotide messenger RNA. RefSeq names its product RIIa domain-containing protein. The record is from RefSeq and is a predicted model, not a curated record. The coding region runs from base 1 to 447 and encodes 148 amino acids. Lineage: Eukaryota; Metazoa; Platyhelminthes; Cestoda; Cyclophyllidea; Taeniidae. The transcript is spliced from 6 exons.